GAGAGAGAGAGAGAGAGAGAGAGAGAGAGAGAUCUGCGUGAGGUUGAUAUAGCAGUGCAUUAACAGCUAGUACAGUUGAACUGAAUAAUGCAUGUUGCGUAUAAGAAUGAUUGAAAACUACCUAGUGACACCGUAGUACUUUGGGCAAGUGGAAAACUUGGGUGAUUUUUUUUUUAUGAUACAGCGUAAUGGUAACAGUAAUAUAAUGGGUGAAAAAUAUAUGAUAUAAAAGAAUGAAAAAGAAAGGAGAGAGAGAGAAAAAAAUAAAUAAAUAAACGACAGCACGAUUGCCUGGCACGGGCACAAGUAUACAAGUUAUUCCCAGAUGAAGCUCACCACACCUCUUAAGUUGCUGGCGUGUACUUUGUUCCUUAUACUGAGCCGGGAAGAAAUCCCAUCUUACAUCAAUAUGAAUAUCAAAAGUAAAUAGCAGUAUUCAUACCACUCAUAUCCUAACAGAGGGAGGCAAUAUAACCUGGUAAAAUAAAAGUACAAAAUCAGUUGGUGGCACCUCGCGGAUACAGGGAAACUGGGGAGCGGGGAUGGAGAGGAAAGUGAUUUAAGAGUUCAGUAGCAUGUGUUGUCGUGAGCGGGUAGGGUGUGCUCGGGGGUCUCUCGUGUCAUCUCGUCUUGCUCGUUCUUAGUGACACGUUUGAGAGUGCAGAAUCGCUUUAAAGGCUUUAUAUGACUAGUAAAUUGGUGGAUCAAUAGAUAUAUCGUGAUGCCGAGAGUUCACGGGCCAUGGAUGACUCUAUGAAGGAAUUAGUGAUUUUCUUUUUAUGAGUUACUGAGGUGCUGCGAGUAAACAGGUGACAAAAAAAAAAAAAAAAAGUGAGUUGAUUGCGUAGGUGAAGCGUUGAAGGAACACAAGCUUGACAAUGACCGAUAGCCACACUUAUAUCAACACAGGACCCGCCACCACCAAGACAGCCGAUACUGCAGACAUCGACUUCCUGACAGAUGCUAAUGUAUAUUACAACCUACCACCUCCUUUACCCAUGGGGCUCUGCCGGGGGGCGUCACUCCCUCGUGGACGUUACGCAGCGCAACAUCAGCUGAUGCGGGCAUCUUCAUCCUGCCCUGCAUCACCCAAACUGACUACUGUUACUGCUGCUGCUCCUGUACCAACCACUGAUGUCAACACCCGUGGGAAGAGAGAAGGGGAGGCUCUUGCACGUCCCGUGAAGUCGCCUUUUCCCAUCACGCCCAGGAGGAACGAUGCUACUCAGGAAAAUGGAGGGAAAGAUGCACCGCUGCCGCCGCUGAAGGCGAGAGGAGUUCCAAAGCCGAGGAGUAAAAUGCUACCACAUACGCGCUCCUUCGAUCUCGACCACAUAUGUCAGAAUCUGGUGAGGGUAGCCACUAAGCCUCGCAGUAAUUCCUUCAGCAUUGAUCUUCCAUGGAGACGGAGGAAGAAGGUGGUGGAUGCCACGCCUCCAGGUAUUAGAGAAGAUUCCGGUGAAGAUGGCCACAUCGGGCUUGGACAAAACCAGGCAGGUGCCUCAAAGCUCGAACCUCCGAGGGAGCCCAACCCGCUGUCACACUCAGAGCUUGAACACUCAAGGGAAUCCACCUGGCAGUCACACUCAGUGCCCGAACCCCCAAGGGAACCUGCUCCGAUGUCACCUGCAGACCAGGGCCCCCAGGUGCUUAACAGUAGCAACAAUAGUAGUAGCAGUAGCAGUAGUAGCAACAGCAGUAAUAGUGAAAAUUAUUGUGAUGGUGAAGACUGUUCGGCGGACGUGCGUCCUAGCGUCACUUACCUAAGGAGAUGCGGGCAGCGGAAGCAAGUUGGGCGCAGUAGCAGCAUGGGAGGAGAAGUGGUAAAUGCUCUUUAUCAUUGCACUGCUACGCUUCCUCUUCAUUCAAGAAGUGCGUCCAGUCCCGUCGACAGUUCCAAGGCGAGUGCGGAUCAGCGACCUAUGCUGGACGUGAACGCAAAUCUAGAUGAAUGGUUGCGAAAGGAACGGUGGCUGGAGAAGAAACGAUGUUCAAGAAACUUCCGGUCAUCAAAUGAGAGCGGUGAAGUGGAUAUCAGCAUCUUGCAUGCAUCCGAUGGCGAUAAGUGGAAGAAUUACCUGUAUGAGGUAUUCACCCACCUGGUGCCUGGGGAGGACAGGGGACGUAGCAUCAGAGUUGAGGCCAGCAAUGUUGAAGAAAUCGAGGAAGACUUGGGUAAGCUGCAAGCUGUCAAACUCAAAGGAGCAAAACUACAGAUUGUAAUUAUGUCACCCUGCUUCCUGGACCACAUAGCUAACCAUGGCAAGAGUGAGCUAGGUCAGGUGUUCAGGCCAGAGAAGGUGUUGGCUUUGUUACUGGGAGUGGAAAACAGUCAACUGACCAUGGCUCAUCUUUCAGCAUUGUAUUCAUACUGUGACUGGCACAAACUGAAGGUCCGUGACAUGGAUCCCAGUUUUGUAGAUGAGGUUCUGACUGAAGGUAUUAAAAUUCUGAACAACUGCGAACUUUAUUCCAAGUACCAGGAUGAAAGGAAUGCAAGAUUUAAGGUCACUCCUCGCAAAGUAACAGAGAUGCAGCAGCUGGUGCACCUUCUCCUCAAUGAUCCUAUAGAUACCAAAAAGGACAUUGAAAUUCUGAUUGAAAGUCCAGGCAAACCCAGUGUCACAGUGGAAAAAUUUAGGUUGAGGAACCCCUACACAAUAGAGUUCAGAAUGCCAGAUGAAUUCCUGGUUGGGUCAUCCCUUGUCCUAGUCACUGUAUUGGUGCAGAAGCAACAUAUUGGAUCAAGACAAUUGAAGUGCGAGAGUAGUCUGGACUCUAUGAGAGCUCAUUUGUCCACACUCUCAAAUCCAACAAUUUUUAUGUGUCAGGCACUCAACAUCAAUCAUGCAAGUAAUCAGCUGGAUCUGAAGAUGACAGAAGCAGUGAAAACUCAAGUCCCUCUCUGCAAACUUAAGGAAAAGAGAAAUGAAAAAUGCUAUUCAGAGUUUCCUACAUGGGUCCACUUCAGUGCCUAUUAUGGCCUUGAGCAACUGACUUGGGCAUUACUUGAGAUCCCUGGAGGAGAAGCAGCACUCAACAGACCAAAUCAGCAUGGGCACACUCCAUCUGUGCUGGCUUACCAGAAAGGUUUCCAUCUCCUUGCACAUAAACUCGAGGAUGCAGCUUUAAUGGCCUCCUUGGCAGAAAAGCUGAACUAUGAACCUGUCUAUUACAAGAACAUAAGCAAGGCUCAGAGUACAAAUAUUGCACUAGAGUUAUACAGCAGUCCCCCACCUCCUCGACCACUUAACUCAUCUUUGUAUGAUCACCCCCCAUCACCUCAACAAGUACUGAGACAUACAAUGGGAUCCUCAUCUGUGGAGGUUCCUCAAUGUGGUUCUGCUGGAGAUGACCCCAAUUCAGCCGUAUCAGAGCUUCCUCCUCCUCCUCCUCCUCCUCCUCCUCCUCCUCCUCCUCCUCCGCCUCCUCCUCCUCCUCCUCUUCCUUCUCUUCCUCAUCCAUGUGAGUAUAAUCCAUCCUCCACCUCACUGACAACCUCAGCCCAGAAUGAUGUAGGGAAGCAAGAUGGACGGUACCUGGACAUGAGAGCAACACAAGACUGCAGAGAAAGUGAAUUAUAUGAAUACAGUGAGGAUGUAUACACUCUUGUAACAGCAUGGCUAGAGAAGACCAAUAUGAAGGCAUUUGUUGAAACACAUCAGGAAAAAAUUGGUGAAGUUAAAAGCAAAUUGGACCUUAAUACCACAAGAGAGGAAUAUUACAGUACAGAGAGUAUAACAGGAGCCUCUGCUGAAGUGGCAGCACAUGAGGCUGAUAAGACUAUGGUAGAGCAGUUCUGUACCUUGAUAAGAGGAGCUCGUUCUUCUUGUGAGCCACCCAGUGACUCUGUUGAUGACUUGGACUGUGGGGCAACAAACAAUAUGUUGUCAGAAUCCAGAUGUGAGCUGACUGCCUGCACUGCAUCUGCUUCAAAAGUGAUAUCUGAGGAGCAAUCAGAACAAAUGGCUUCAUCCUCUGAGCCAAUGGGAUUGAAAAUUUUGCCAAAUAUGAUGCCACCUGCAUACAAUAUUGAGGAGCGUCCGCCUCAACCUCCUCCUCGAUCUUACAACCAAGAGGAAUAUUUGAAACCAGGAGACAUUAAUGCUUUCAAGAAUACUUUGGUGAUUGGAAGCACUGAAUCUGACAAUAGAACCAACAGGUAUUACACCGCCACACUGAGAAGCAGGUCUAAUUCAGCAGAGAGAGGGGCACAUUGCCAAGAUCAGACAGCAGAGAUGCUUUAUGCCACAAUUAAGUAACAAAAUUGAAUUGGUUACACAUCAGGUUAGUAUAUAGUAGAUACUUAUAUCAAAGUAGCUGAGAGAUAGCAGACAGAUAAAGAAAAUGACCAUAAAAAAGGAAGAAAGAAACAUGGUAUCACAGGUUGUAUUUUCAUAAAUGUACUGAAUUGAUACAGAAUGUAGGCAUCUUGACAGUUACUAUUGUACCUCUGGUUGUAUUUCUGGAGGUUUGUUAAGUAAUGUCAUAAUCUUGUAUUUUACACCUGCCAUGUAAUUCUCUCUCUCUCUCUCUCUCUCUCUCUCUCUCUCUCUCUCUCUCUCUCUCUCUCUCUCUCUCUCUCUCUCUCUCUCUCUCUCUCUCUCUCUCUCUCUCUCUCUCUCUCUCUCUCUCUCUCUCUCUCUCUCUCUCUCUCUCUCUCUCUCUCUGAUUUUGCUUUAAUAUGUAACAGUGUCUAUCAACCAGUUAUUAUUAUUUGUUAGAAACCAUGUAUUGUUCUGUCAAUGUACUCCAGAGGGAGUAAUCAUGAGAUGCAUGCAGAGUACUGUGGUAAAAAAGUGCAAAACUGUUCUAAAUAUUUUAAGUCAAAUGUAAGUUUGAUAUGACUAGCUUUUAGUUAUCUGAAAUAUUUUAUGAUACAAUAGUAGAGUUAAUUGUAAAAUAAUGAAACUAAAGAUUUCAUCAUUUGAUUAAAUUAUGUAUCAUUCUUAUUUUUUCACAUUGAGUUAGGAUUAAUUCAUUAAUUUCAAUAAUAUUCAUAUUUUAUCUUGAAAAUUCUGUGCAGUACAGGUAUUGGUAGGUAUUGCCAAAACUAAAUACUUCAAUGAUCAGGUAAAGUGAUGAGGUAUAGUAAUAAGAUUUUAUUGCUGUAGUAUUAUGUAUUUAAUACUGAAAAUUGUCAAUGAAAAUCAGUGGUGAGUAUUAAGUUCAUUGUCAUAUAUCCAAUUUGAAGACAAUACUAAUUGUCAAUUUUAUGAUUUAUGUAUACGAAUAGUUUUGUAAUUACUUGCUCUUCUGUUUCGUCUCUUGUUCGACUAAUAUUCAUGAUUAUUCACUUCUAACAUUGGAAGUUGAGAAGCUGUUUACAGGUAAUAUUUUAUUUUUCCCUUAGAAAGUUAGAUUGGCCUGCCCAUGGUAAUGUGUUUAACUUUUAUUAUAAAACAUGGAAAGUAGACCAUUGGUGUGCCUGCAGUGCAGGCAUCUGAGUAAUUCAAGUGACUCCUUUAGGACUAUGUCUUGGAUUGCAGGAAACUUCUUUACCUCCCUUUGAAAUACCUAAGCCAGGCUGUACUUGGUUGGCUGCUGCCAUUUUUUGAUCAUGAUCAUCCAUUUCAGCCAUCCAUGAAUUUCUCAUAUAUGAGAAAGAGUUAUAGGGGACUUUUUUUUUUAUGUGAAUAACAUUAUUUGAGAAUUGGAUUUACAGUCUUGUAAAAAGUGUCAGGUAAUACUACUAAGGGACAGUGACCAAAGAUGAUGUUUAGUGUUUAAUAUUGAUUUAAAUAAAUAUAUGUGCAUUA
Molecule: messenger RNA, 5759 nt
Organism: Scylla paramamosain (green mud crab)
Lineage: Eukaryota; Metazoa; Arthropoda; Malacostraca; Decapoda; Portunidae
Gene: stumps
Exons: 16
Coding region: 879-4262 (1127 amino acids)
Cellular component (GO): cytosol
Molecular function (GO): transmembrane receptor protein tyrosine kinase adaptor activity; fibroblast growth factor receptor binding
Source: RefSeq, a predicted model, not a curated record